UUUCACACAUAGAUUUUUGGGACUACAUGUUCCCGCUGCCGAAAUGAAUGUGUGCAAGCCCAAGGAGGUGGGUCCGGAUGGACUUUUCGUGAGGAAGCGCUUCACUCGCCACCCGGUGGUGAUUUCGGCCAAGCGGUUUGCGGCCAUCCAAGGACGUUCUCGCCAGGACGAGAAGCACGCCCAGCUGGAGGCCGUCGAGGAGGAGCGUAGGUACAGGCAGUACCUGAAGGACGGCAACGAUCUGCUGUGCAGCCUGUUCACGGAUCCCAAUGUGCCGAGGGUCAAGAAGUCGGCCAGGGCCAAGAGCAAGGAGGCCAUGGCUGUGGUCAAGGACGUGGACACCAAGCUGGCCGACGAGCGUCUGCGCAAGCAGCGCAUCCUGAGGGCCAACAAUCUGCUGGAGCAACUGAAGCCGGGACCGAGGGCCCUGCACCAGGCCCUCCUCCACAGCGAGAUGAUCCACCAGAGGCGGUACAAUGAGGCGCUUAACGAGGAGAUUGCCGAGGCGGCCCGAGCCCAGGAGCAGGCCGACGAGGAGCUGUGUCCUGCGGCUCUGGUGCCCUUCGGCCAUGCCACCGAGGAGGAGGAGGUGGCCAGGCAGACGGAGCGGAACCAGGAGCACGCCAAGCUGAUGCGCGAGGACAUCGCGCAGCGCGAGAAGAUCAGGGAGGCCGAGCGGGAGCAGCGGAUCUUCGAGGUGCAGGUGGAGCGGGCGCAGUACAAGUGCCUGCAGGACAAGGAGGAGCGGGCGCUCAAGGAGAAGAAGGCCAGGAAGAUCGCCUUCUACCGCAAGGCCCAUCGGGAUGCCAUCCAGGAGAAGGCCGAGAUUGCGGAGCAUGAGAGGAUCUGCGAGGCCAUCGACGACCGGCGCAACUGCGUCUACAUCGUGGCCAGCCGCAACCUGGACACCCGCUACGGCAGCCACGUGAAGCAGCUGCGCCAGAAGCGCCAGCUGGAGCGGGAGGAGCAGGCGCUGCGCGUCAGCCAGGCGCAGCAGGUGCUGCAGAGGAAGCUGGAGGAGCGGCAGGAGCAGGCGGAGGACCGGCACGCCUUCGAGACGCAGGUGGACCAGAACCGGCGGCAGUGCGAGCUGGAGGUCCUGGCCAAGCAGCGGCGGGCCUAUCAGCUGGAGGAGCGGCAGCAGGAUGCCGAGAAGCGGCGGCGGGAGAGGGAACUGCAACGCUUCCAUGUGGCGCGUCGUCUCAAGAACGCGGAGGCGAAUCGCUACUUCGAGGCCUCGCAGAAGAGGAAGCGCGACAAGGUCAAGGAGGAUCUGCGCCAGGUGCUCUUUGGCCAACGCGAGGAGUUCCUCGAGAAGCGCCGCGCCGAGCUGAUGAACCUGGCCGCCUGCAACGAGGAUCCCUACCUGGAGGACGACAAGAAGUUCUUCGAGCAGGCGGUGCAGAUCAUGGAGGAGUCCCGCAAGGUGGGUCGUCCUCUGUAUCCCAUUGCCACCGCCGUGGAUCGCUACGAGCGGCAGAACCAGCUGGACAUGCGACCCGAGGGCAGGAUGGUGAAGAGGAGCCGCCUGCGCGACUACUGCUGGCCGGGAUUCUUCUCCAAGGCGGAGCUGGCCUACCGCAAGUACGAGCAGCGGGAGAUGUGCCGCGAGGAGCAGGUGGCCGAUCGCCAUCAGAUCUACUGCAACUCGGUGAAGAUCAAGAAGCUGGCGGAGGUGGAGAAGCCCUACUCGCCCUGUGUGGCCUCCUGUCCCAUCAAUUGCUUCCAUCGUCGGGGAAUGCCCGCUACGGAUAGCCGGGAAUCCUUCGACUAUGCCCGUCAUGUUUGCUACACGGAUCCACCAACAGUGGGUGCCUGUCCCAUUCCCAUGCAGGUUAUACACAAUGAUCCGUUGGAUAACCAAAGGAAGAUCAGCCAGCAGUCCAUGAAACUGCCCCCCAUGCCAAAGGAUUUAGUGGAAGCCAAGGAACCUCCCUCCUUUCGCAAGGCUGUGAGGGAUGUUAUGAAUAUGAAUACCUUUAAUCAAACGGAAGUGGCCACUCCCACUGUCAAGGAGUCCAGAACCAGCCUCAAAGGACCUCCUACACCUGUUAAAUCAGCCAAGAACACUCCACCCGAAGCCAAAACCCCCGAGCUACCCAAAUCCCAGCCUCCUGUGAGGCCCAGAAUGAAACGGGGUUCCAAGGUGGUGAAACCACCACCCACUGGUAAUGAUACCCCAGCACCUGUGCCCAAUCCCACUGGAACCUGGGGAUCCGGGUCCCUGCAGCCGGCGGCCAAGAAGAAAUCCAAGUAACUUUGAUUUGAUUUUAACUAAAUUUACGUUUCAAGAGCUUAUUGUUAAAGAUAAAUACAUAGA
Drosophila takahashii is the source of this 2320-nucleotide messenger RNA. It is a transcript of the gene Crtp, whose product is annotated as Caldesmon-related protein. The record is from RefSeq and is a predicted model, not a curated record. NCBI's taxonomy places the organism in Eukaryota, Metazoa, Arthropoda, Insecta, Diptera, Drosophilidae.